This is a messenger RNA of Athene cunicularia (burrowing owl), 1420 nucleotides long. It is a transcript of the gene SETD9, whose product is annotated as SET domain containing 9. The record is from RefSeq and is a predicted model, not a curated record. Gene Ontology annotation, molecular function: protein binding. The transcript has 7 exons. Lineage: Eukaryota; Metazoa; Chordata; Aves; Strigiformes; Strigidae. The annotation marks the transcript as partial.
CUUCCUGCCCUCUGGCGGGGUCAGGCGGCGGCAGCCCGUGCCGCCUGGUGGGUUUCCCGCAGGGGUCUUCGGCUUCGAGCACCCGCUGGAGCGGGGACCCUCAGAUAUGUUCCCGAAAGCUCCAAAGACAAAAUUAUUUCUGAUGAAGAUGUCUUUGAAACACUGCUGAAACUGUUUAAAGCUCUGUUCAUAAAUGACUUCAGUAGACAAGCACAUAUUUUUGCCUUACUUCCAGAAAUCAGAAGUAAAUAUCUGGAACUACAGACUGUUCAGCAGAAGCAGUCAAAAGUAAAUUCAUGUAACCAUCAGAGUCGACAAGUGUUUACUCCAGAAGAAGUUCUGUUUAAUACACUAGGGUUCACUAUUAGUCGCGACCAAAGUUCCCUGGUGUCUGCUGGAACUGGAGUCUUUGUUACCAAAGGUUUUGUACCAAAAGGGACAGUUGUAUCUAUGUAUCCUGGUACAGUAUACAGAAAGCAUGAGCCCAUCUUUUUCCAGUCCCUUGGCAAUCCCUUUAUUUUUAGGUGCAUAGAUGGCGUUCUUAUUGAUGGGAAUGAUAAAGGUCUAUCAAGAUCAGUGUACAGGUCUUGCAGCCGGAGAGACCAACUUGGCCCAUUUCAGAUGAGCGAUGAGAGCUGGCUCACAGCUACCCUGCAAAACCCACUGGCAGUGGGACAGUAUGUCAACAAUUGCUCACGUGAAAAAGCAGCCAACGUGUGUUAUCAGGAGUUUGAUGUGCCAGGAUAUUUUCCAGUAGAACUGAAACAGUAUCUUCCAAACAUCGUCUACAGCCAUGACGUAGAGAGCCACCCAAGGUGCAUAGUGCUUGUCACUCUCAGAGACAUCAAGCAAGGAGAAGAACUUUUUUCUAAUUACUACACUGUUGUCAGCUGAAUUAAUAGAUUCAAGACUGAAGAAAUCAGUGUCAUUAAAAUAUUUACUGUGUGUGUACUUAAAGGUUCAUAAGCAUUUUUGCAUAAUGGAGGGCUGUAGCUUUACCAUUUAGAAAGCAAGCUGCAGGCUUGUAUUUGCCUGAAAAUACACCUCUCCAGGUUUGUUGGAGAGGUGAAGGUUUAACCAUUUAGGUUCUUAGCUGUCUGCUGUUGAUAUUAUUGCUUACUGGUGUUCAGCUGUCCAUACAGAAGCUCAUAAAGUAAAAACCUAAGUUCUGGACAUGUCAUUUGAUUUAAUCUUGUAGUUUGCACAGUUGUCUGUAACCGACUGUGGCUCAGAUUUAGUAUUUUGCCAUUUCACUUCUCAUGCUUGUGACAACACAAUUUGUAUAAAUGACCUCCCUCUUGUGAACUAUUCCUAGGAUAAUCCUCAUAGUUCAUGGUAAUUAUUAGUUCUUGUUCUGUUUUUCUUGGAGUUGGUCUUCCUUUUAGAAAGUAUUUCAGUGUAGCCAGUUGUCCAGAUCUUU